Messenger RNA from Pelagomonas calceolata, 1920 nucleotides. NCBI's taxonomy places the organism in Eukaryota, Pelagophyceae, Pelagomonadales, Pelagomonadaceae. The record is from the annotation of a GenBank genome assembly.
CGAGGCGCGCUUCCCGUGCCUCGCGCGGCUAGCAGCCCGUGAGACACUAGGCAUGCCCAAAGUUUUGGGAGUCGUGACAAGCCCGCCAGACGCUACAGCUGCAUCGAAAAGCUUCGUCUGCAACAGAUUGGUCGCCGCAACGGCAUCGGGCAGCCUCUCUGCAUUGUUUCGCGGCUGGCAGCUACCGGUGCGCUUCGAACAGCUCGGAGGGAGCCGGCGCGCGUGCAAGCUCAAAGCAUUUUUGGAGGUGACCGCCGAGCGCGGACGGCAGAUGCAUAGGAGGGCAGCAUGCGCGCAUGAUAGGCUGAUACCGAUGCGUCUGGCGCUGGCAGUCGUCCUCGCCUGCGGUAGCGCGGACGAAGCGAGCCGCCGGCCGGCCCGGCCGAUGCGGCAGCGAGACGUGGACCGCUGGCGCGCGCGGCAGAGGCAGCACACCUACAAGCCACCAGCGGGAGCGCGCGGCGAUUUCAAAGAACAACUCGCGCGGCUGCGGCAGCAGACCAUUGACGCAAAGCACACGCAGCAGCCACCGCCGCAGGCGCCGCACCGACCGACGCCAAUACCGGUCAAUAUCACGUGCCCGGCGACGCGCCGCGGCUGCGCGUACGACCGCGAGGGUGGCUUCGGCGCCGGCCUGUGGGAGAGUGCGAUACCGCGCGAGGACGGUUGGAUGGAGCGUUGGAACUGGCGCCUGGGGACCCAGGCCGAGUGGAAUCGGACGCGCGACGCGCUCGCCUGGCGCUGGCGCGCGACCUGCGCGAUCUGUGCGAUGACGCCGCCCGCGGACCUCGUUACACCGGAGCAGCUCUGCGCGCGCUUCGCAGAGGCGCGCGUCCGGCGGCUCCUCGUCGUCGGCGACUCGACGUCACAAAGCUUCUACGACGCGCUCGUCACGCGCCUUCGCGCCACCAAAAAAAUGGGUAUACCCUUCCCUGGCGACCCCAAAAAGAAAAAGUUCGCGAUGACGCGCGGGGACGCCUGCGACACUUCGCUACGAGUGGCCUUUCUGCGCGACGACUACCUCUGGGGCGACGACGCCAUCCUCCCGAACGCGACCUGCACCGCGCUCGCGGCGCAGGGUCUGGCCGUUCUCGACAAGUGCGGCGACAGGGGUAGCCCACGCUGCCACGGGCGUGGAGGCGGGAAGCAGGCCUGCCGCGACGACGUCGUCGACCGGGCGCACUGGGCAUUAUCAUUACUGCCGAAGUGGGAUGUGGUGGUGGCCAAAACCUGUGUGGAAAUCAAAUUUACGGCGCAUUCGACCACGUCAUCGCCGGGAAGACUGAGUGCCUGACACACUGGUUGAUUUCCACACAGGCCAACACCGGCGCGCACCAGGGUAAGCCCGGGGCCAUGGCGCACGCUGUUCAGGUUCUCGCGGAAAAGCUCGCGAACGGCACCGGCGCUACGACGUUCCUGUUUCGCGGUAUCUACCGUCCCGUCUACGGCUGCCGGGAGACGUACCUGGCCGGGCCGAGCACCCCGGAAAAAAUCGAGGCCGUCGAGGAGGCGGUCGCGUCGCGGGCCGCUGAUGACCCCCAGAAUCGAGGCAGUCCCGAAUACAGAGCGCUCAAGGACACGUAUUUCUGGCGCAAAUUCCUCGACUUCGAGGCCAUGGUCGCGGAGGAGCUUCUGCCGAAGGUUGAAGGCGCGACCCUGUACGACGUCGGGCCGCUCGUGACGGCCCGCACGGACCUGCACGCCCGGGACUGCCUCCACUUUCACGCGCUCCCCGGGUCGCGGACGGGCGUCUUCAAGUGGUGGAUCCCGAUGCUCCUGGACUAUGUCACGGAGAUGCGUCGCCCGGGCGCCCCGCCCAUGAACUAUUCGAGCGCGCGCAGGAGCCAGAAAUUGGGCUUCAACGCGUGGCGUGCGGCGCUGCGCGAGCGGGCGGCGACGAGUAAUGGUAGUAGUGUGUAG